This is a messenger RNA of Solanum verrucosum, 2603 nucleotides long. RefSeq lists its product as uncharacterized. Lineage: Eukaryota; Viridiplantae; Streptophyta; Magnoliopsida; Solanales; Solanaceae. The transcript has 3 exons. Bases 146 to 2230 code for a protein of 694 amino acids. The record is from RefSeq and is a predicted model, not a curated record.
UUCAUCUGUUUUCUUUCUUGAAACUGUAUUUUGAUUUCUUGAAUUCUCUUUUUUUGUAGUGAUUUGGAAGGCAUAUACGCCAUUGUUGAUUGCUAAUUUUGUUUCGGAGGGAAGGGAAUAGAAAUUUUGUUAGUUGAACAGACAAAUGGCGAAAAAGCAGCUGGAUUUCAAUGCACCUCUUUUAUCUGUGAGGAAAAUAGCAUCAUCUUUAACUCCCAAUGAGAGAGCAAAUAAAAAGAUGGCAGAUAAGGUACCACCAAAUCGACAACAAUCACUACCUGUCAAAAAAUCAGAUUGGGAAUUGACUGAGGUGACAAAACCAGUAGCUGUUCCAUUUGUGUGGGAACAGAUCCCUGGAAGACCAAAAGAUGACAUUGAAGUCCGAACUAGCCUUCGUGUGGAGCGUUCAAGUAGUCCUAGGUUGCCUCCAGGAAGAUUGCCAGAGACUGUUCGGUUCUAUUCGGGUGAAAGGCCUCGUACUCGUAACAUUUACAGGUCUCCAGCUGAAGGACUUCCUUGGAUGGAUCAUGCAGCUUUACUGGAUAGACUGGUGGAAAGUAUAUACACGAGAGGAGAUAGAGAAAGUGAGGAUGGUGCUUAUUCUGAUGGUCCUGAAACAAUGUCACCUACCGAAUCCUUAUCCUUGAACUGCAGUGUCAGUGGUCUGAGUGGACAUCAAACUUCAGAUUUGCAACCAUCCGGAACCUUUUCCAUUGACUCCCAAACUAGAGACUUUAUGAUGAGUCGAUUCUUGCCUGCAGCAAAAGCUGUUGUGUUGGAGACGCCUCAAUACGUUCAUAAAAAAACAGUCUCUGCUGAACAACCGAUGCCAGUCAAAAAGCUGGUCCCCGUGGAACGAAAACCUUUGGUUAAGCCAUUGGAGUCUAACCCUGUCUCAUAUUAUAGCAGCCAUCCAGCUGAUGUAGGAAGUGAAACUGAAGAUGAUGUGCCUGAGAAUCCGGACAAAAAGCCAAGUAAAGGGUGGAGAUUUUUCCCUCGGAUUUGUGUGAAGAAUUCUUUGUGCCUAUUAAAUCCACUGCCAGGAUUGAAAGUGAAGACACGUGCUCCGACACCCUCGCCUCAAGCAGUAAAGAGAGUUUCAGGAACGAAACCAAAGAUGGCCCAGAGUCCCACAUCUUAUGCUCAUGAAGUCAAGAAAUUAACUAGAAAAGCUUAUAGUGGUCCUCUUGAGAAGAAUGCUUGUGAUACCAUUAAUAAGCAAAGAUUUCAUUCUGGAGUACUGUCUCGCGAGCUGUACAAAGCUGAUAAUAGAAGUAUGUCCGGGCAGCUGUCUAAUCCAAACGACUCAUGUAAGCUAGUUGGAAUCUCUCCUGGCAGGCGUUCAAGAAGUGGGGCUAUAUCUCCUUAUCGAAAUGUAGCACCCCCAUCUCCGUUCAAUGAGGGUACAAGGUUUCUUGGUGUCCCAAAGGAAAUGGAGAGUCUUUGGGCUAGUCGCUUUGAUUCAUUCCGCAAAGGUUGCUACACUGUCAAGGACAAAGCAGUACCACAGAGAAUGGGCACAGGAAAGUUUUUUGAUUCGCCAAGUGAAGUAGUUGAGAAAACCUUGUACAUAGAUUCUGUAGAUAAUGUGCAAAUUUCAGCCCCUAACGCUGCUUCUUUGAAACCCAAGGGAAUAGUGAACUCCCCGGAUAAGAAUAUGAAAACUCUGGUUGAAAACAGAAAACUGCUUGAAAACUUGGCUGCCAUGGCUCCUAUUCAAGGUGCCAGGCGCUCAGAUGUUUUAGAGAAAAAUAGCAAACAGAUUGUUGAAAAGGAGUCUUCCCUUGAUUUGAUUGAAGCUUCUACAAUUUCCAUAGCAACACACAAAGGUCCUGCUGAUCAAGAGUUUUUGAAACUAAAGCAAAAUGUUGAUACAGUAUCUGGAGCCUUAGAGUCUUCAAAAGUUCAUCCUUGUGGGAAUUUAGUUACAGAAAAUGAAGAUAACCAAAAUGCAAAAGACUCAAAAGAUUCUAACCUUACCUCCUUGGAAUCUACUUUACCACCACCAUUACCUAAAUCUCCCUCUGAGUCUUGGCUUUGGCGCACGCUGCCUUCCAUUCCUUUGAGAACUCCAUUCUUGAGUUUUAACUCUAAGAAGCAGAAUCAGAAGUCCCAAACUGAUGGUACCAAGUGGGAGACAAUCGUGAAAACUUCUAAUUUGCAUAAGGAUCAUGUCCGUUACUCUGAGGAGCUAUAUACUCUUGGUUCUUGUCAGCAGAGCAAAUCUUGAAGAUGGAUCAUUCAUAAAGAUGAAACAUCUUGUUUCUUUCGGUAUAGCUUCAGUGCUAUCCUGAAACUACAUUUCAUUCCUCUUGGAAUUUCCUUGUCACUAUUUUAGUCUAGGUAUACGAGGAAAUUUUUUUCCUAUUCCACCUCAAAAAAUUACUUGGUUUUGAUGGUGGCGAUUGUUGUAAUUUUCAAUAUUGACAUAGUAGUGGGCAUGAGAAUUGCUGAGUUUUUUGUGUUCCUGAAAACCAGCCCUUGCCUUGAGAUAUGAAUGAAUGACAUUUGAUUCUAUAUGACAUUCUGGUAUAGUAUUGUUUUUUCAUAAUGUGUGGCAUUGAAGUAAAUAUCUUUAGCUUUUCUGGUAAUAUUUGAUUCAA